AUGCAGGCGCGAUCAAGAGCCCGCGGGGAGUCGGACCUGGGUCGUCCCGCGGUCAAAACAAAUCACAAUCAUGGCAACGGGUUACCGCCAGUUGCUGAAGCGUACCAUAAUCAUGAUCAUUCGCAUGGAGAGAAACAUUCGAGGCUCACGAAGUACCUGCUGGACCGAUGUCACAUGGGGUCGAUUCUACACAGCAUCUUGCUGGAGAAGGAUUCCAGACGGAUAGCGUACUUCGCGGUUCUGAAUCUCGCCUUUAUGCUCGUACAGUUUUUCUACGGGUUUGCUAGCGGAUCCCUGGGUCUGUUGACAGACAGCAUACACAUGCUCUUCGAUUGCGCGGGUCUAGCUGUCGGCCUUGCUGCGGCUGUCAUGAGCAAAUGGCCGUCGAACACCCGCUACCCCUACGGCUAUGGAAAGAUCGACACCCUCUCUGGGUUUGCCAACGGUAUCUUCCUCAUGCUCGUGAGCGUAGAGAUCGUCUUUGAUGCCUUCGAAAGGCUCAGCCACGGUCACGAGCUCAAGAGACUGAACGAGCUUCUGAUCGUCAGCGUCCUCGGCUUCCUUGUCAACAUCGUAGGUCUUACAGCCUUCGGUCACGCGCACCACGGCCAUGGCCACGACCACGGUCACUCUCACGGCCAUUCGCACGAUAGUCCCAGUCACAGUCACAGCCAUUCUCACAGCCAUUCCCACGACCACUCGCACAAACACACCCACAACCACAGCCCCUCCGCACACUCUCCAGCACCCUUCACCUCCGCCGCCACCCCCACCGCGCCCUCCCCGCCAGCUCACUCACACCACCACCACGACAACGAAAACAUGCAAGGCAUAUUCCUGCACAUCCUCGCCGACGCCCUCGGCUCUGUCGCCGUAAUCAUCAGCACGCUCCUCACGAAGUUCUACGGCUGGUCCGGCUGGGACCCGCUCGCGUCGUGCAUCAUCGCGAUUCUUAUCUUCUUCUCCGCGUGGCCGCUGGUCAAGAGCUCGGGUGCGAAGUUGAUGCUCAGCUUGCCCGCGGAUGUGGAGUUCAGCGUCAAGGAGACGCUGCAGGAGAUCAGCGGGUUGAGGGGCGUGGUGGGGUAUAGUGUCCCAAGGUUUUGGUUGCAGGAUCCGGGGAUGGCACAUGCGGACGCGCAUGCGCAUGAGCAUAAGCAUCAACACGGUCAUGGACAUGACCACGGACAUGGGCAAGGGUGCGAGAGCGAGGGCCAUGAUGGGCAGCAGAAGGUGUUGGGCGUUAUACAUAUCAGUGCUGCACGCACGGCGGAUCUGGAAGAUGUUCGGGAACGGGCUGCGCAGUUUUUGAAGGGGAGAGGUAUGGAUGUUGUGGUGCAUGUUGAAAGAGAGGGGGAUAGGAGAUGUUGGUGUGGCAGCGGUGUCAAGAGUAGCUGA
This is a messenger RNA of Coniosporium apollinis CBS 100218, 1395 nucleotides long. RefSeq lists its product as uncharacterized. Bases 1 to 1395 code for a protein of 464 amino acids. Gene Ontology annotation, cellular component: membrane; Golgi apparatus. Gene Ontology annotation, biological process: zinc ion transport; intracellular zinc ion homeostasis; transmembrane transport. Lineage: Eukaryota; Fungi; Ascomycota; Dothideomycetes. The record is from RefSeq and is a predicted model, not a curated record. Gene Ontology annotation, molecular function: zinc ion transmembrane transporter activity. The transcript is spliced from 3 exons.